Ylistrum balloti is the source of this 2391-nucleotide messenger RNA. Its product is annotated as protein disulfide-isomerase A5-like. The record is from RefSeq and is a predicted model, not a curated record. NCBI's taxonomy places the organism in Eukaryota, Metazoa, Mollusca, Bivalvia, Pectinida, Pectinidae. The transcript is spliced from 25 exons. Bases 20 to 2326 code for a protein of 768 amino acids. Gene Ontology annotation, molecular function: protein disulfide isomerase activity. Gene Ontology annotation, cellular component: endoplasmic reticulum. Gene Ontology annotation, biological process: protein folding.
UGUAGGCCAGUGAGUGGCGAUGGCGAAUAUGAAAGCAGUGACUUCGCUUCUCUGGAAAGCGUUUUUGUUAUUGAUUCUUGUACCCACCCAUGAUGGUGCCAAGCAGAAUUCAAAAGGACUCAUUAUGGAAAUUGAUGACCUCAAAGAAUUAAAAAAACUUGUUCGUACCAAGACUAACCUCUUAAUUAUAUUUGCAAAAUCAGAAAAAGCAAUAUCGAACUCCAUGUCCUUGUUCAAUGAUGUUGCCACGGAAAUGAAGGGGAAGGCUACUCUGGCUCUUGUGGACUGCAGUGAAAGCAAGAAAUUGUGUAAGAAUCAGAAAGCAUCCCCAAGUCCUAUGGAACUGAAACACUUUAAAGAUGGCAGUUUCAACAAAGAAUAUGACAGAAAAAUGGUGAAGAAGUCAAUGGUAAACUUCCUGUUGGACCCAACAGGAGACAUACCUUGGGAGGAGGAGCCGGAUGCAGGAGAUGUUGUCCAUCCUGAUACACCACAGAGUUUUAACAAGCUACUCAAAAAAGAAAAGGGUCCAAUGUUGGUGAUGUUUUAUGCUCCAUGGUGUGGAUUCUGUAAGAGAUUAAAACCAGACUUUUCUGCUGCAGCUACAGAGAUGAAGGGAAAAGCUGUGUUGGUGGGUGUGGAUGUAGACAAACCACAACAGAUGCAGCUCAGGAUGGACUACAAUAUCACAGGAUUUCCAACCAUCUAUUAUUUUGAGAAAGGCAAAAAACUUUAUCUAUAUGGAGGUGAAAACAAUAAAGAAGGCAUAAUUUCAUGGUUGAAAAAUCCUGGACCUCCAUCAGAGAAGCCAAAAGAGGCAGAGUGGGCAGAUGAGCCUUCAGAAGUUGUCCAUUUGACCGACAGUAAUUUCCAGGAGUACAUAAAGACACACCCCUCUGUACUUGUCAUGUUUUAUGCACCAUGGUGUGGCCACUGUAAACAAAUGAAACCAGAUUAUGCAAAGGCAGCUGAAACACUAAAGGAGGAAAAUAUUGAAGGUAUCUUAGCUGCAGUUGAUGCUACAAAAGAGAAAACAGUUGGAGAUCAGUUUAGCAUAAAAGGAUUUCCAACAGUUAAAUAUUUCAAGGAUGGGGAAUUUGCAUUUGAUGUAAAUGAAAGAACAGAAGAAAAAAUAGUAGAAUUUAUGAAAGAUCCAAAGGAGCCCCCUCCACCUCCACCUCCAGAGCCUAAAUGGGAUGAAACGGAGAGUGAAGUGUCUCACCUUACUGAUGAAAAUUUUAAAUCUACUCUGAAGAAAAAGAAGCAUGGCCUUGUCAUGUUUUAUGCACCAUGGUGUGGACAUUGUAAAAAGGCUAAGCCUGAAUUUACACAGGCAGCUGCCAAACUUAAAGAUGAUUCCAAGGUCCUGUUUGCUGCUAUUGACUGUACUGUGCACUCCACAUCCUGUACAGCUCAUGAAGUGACGGGUUAUCCAACAUUUAAAUACUUCAAGUAUGGGAAGUCUCCUCAGAACUACAUGGGUGGUAGAGAGGAGGCUGACUUUGUGAACUUUAUGAGUGACCCACAGAAUCCUGGGGCCUCACCUCCAGCUCCUGCUGUAGAGACCCCUGCCCAACAGUGGGCAGAGGUGGUCGGCAUGGAAAAUUUACGAUUCCUUACCACUGACAGCUUUGAUAGCUUCCUCCAGGAACACAACUCUGUACUUGUCAUGUUUUAUGCUCCAUGGUGUGGACAUUGUAAAGCAAUGAAACCAGCCUAUGGAGAGGCAGCUACUAUUCUUAACGACCAAGAGGUUAAUGGAGUUUUAGCAGCAGUUGAUGCUACAUUAGAGCCAAAUCUUGCCUCCAGGUUUGGGGUGAAGGGAUACCCUACAUUAAAAUAUUUCAAAGAUGGACAAGAAGCAUUUGAAUACAAUAAGGGAAGAACUACAAAUGAUCUUGUUAGCUUUAUGAAAAAUCCAAGUUCAAAGGAACCAACACCUCCAGCCAAAGAAGAAUCCUGGAGCGAUGUCCCAAGUGGAGUGAAACAUCUUACAGAUGACAAUUUCGCAUCAGAAAUGGCCAAAAUGGAUUCAGCUCUAGUAAUGUUUUAUGCUCCUUGGUGUGGCCACUGUAAAAAGGCUAAGCCAGCAUUCCAGGCAGCAGCUGACAAGUUAGAAAAAAUGGAAAAGUCUCGUGGCUUUGUUGCGGUUGAUUGCACCGUAGCUCAUGACACUUGUGAGAAAGGAAAAAUAGAGGGCUUCCCUACCUUUAAGCUGUAUGUAAAGGGGGAUUUCCUGAUAGAGUACAAUGGUGAACGAACUGAAGAUGAAUUCCUCAAAUAUAUUCUCAAUGCACCAACUGCUAAUAAUAAAGAUGAGUUAUAACAUAAUGAAAUCCAAUUUUAGAAAUAUUUAUAUGAAAAUUAUAAAAUAAAAUUUUACCAUGUUUU